Trichomonas vaginalis G3 is the source of this 1599-nucleotide messenger RNA. RefSeq names its product WD40 repeat-like family. NCBI's taxonomy places the organism in Eukaryota, Parabasalia, Trichomonadida, Trichomonadidae. Bases 1 to 1599 code for a protein of 532 amino acids. The record is from RefSeq and is a predicted model, not a curated record. The transcript has a single exon. Gene Ontology annotation, molecular function: protein binding.
AUGCUUGUUUACUGCGAUCACUCUAUAAAUAUGUUUGAUAUUUCACAUCCUAUAAUUCCAGUAAGUAUCGACCUUAAUGGAGUUACAGUUUCUUCAAUGGAUAUUCACCCGAAACAAAAGAAGCUUUAUUUUGUUGCAAAUGACAAGAAAAUUUACGAAUACAACUUCAUUUCGAAAGUUAUUGUUUCAAAAGAAAUGCCAAUGGAGAAUCUUACCAAGAUUAAACUUUCACCAAACGGAAAUUACGCAGUCAUAUCUGAUGAUACGCAAAAAAUUGCAUUGUUUGACAUAUCGAAAUUCCCAGAAGUAAAACUUAUUGGCUCUCAUAAGGGACAUAGACAUACCAUUACUGCAGUAGCAUGUUCAGAAGAACCACUUGCUUAUUUUGGUGGCGAUGAAUUAGGCAAAAUCAGUAAAUUCUAUUUCAAAAUAGAUAGUAAAGUAGGAAUUUUACCAAGUUGGACAUCAAAAAACGGUCGAGUUAAUGACAUAAAAUAUGAUGAAACAAAAAACGCACUUAUAAUUGCAACAAAUCUCGGAAUUUGGAUACACGACAUAUCAAGAGCUCAUACAGAAAGCUGUGCGACUAAAGAUGAUAUUCCACUCACAAUUACUUGUUCUCCACAAUUAAGUCAGACAUUUGCUGUUGGUUUUCAGAGUGGUAACUUCAAUGUAUACGAAAAGACAGACUUCACUCUUCGCAGUACCAGAAACUUUACAGGACCAAUUGUUUCCGCUUGUUAUGAUCAGAGUUGUGAAUAUGUUGCAAUUGGAGUAAAAGAUGAAGCAAUAUAUUGUAUUCAACAGGAUCCGGAGAAAGUAAUGCAGUUUGGUACAAGCCAGCAAUCUACAUGCCCUAUUGCUUUUGCACAGCUUGAUGAAACACUUCCAACAAGAAAUGGAGUUGAUGUCGCAUCAAUUGCAGCAUCAAUACAAAAGAAAGCGGAAGAAACAGGGAAAAUGGUAUUCACAGAAGAAAGAACAACAACUACAACAACUGUAACAAAAACAAAACCUUUUCCUGAUUUUAGACCUGAUGAAAUUGAAACAAAAGUUAUAAGUCAAGAACCAACAAAAACAGAAACAAAGCGUUUUAUAACCAGAAGAAAACAAAUUGUUGAGAAAAACGUUGAUACAAAUAUCAACAUGGAAAAACUUGAAGAGAAAUCAGAAACAACACAGAUACAAGAGCCACAGAUAUCAGAAACAAGCAUAACAGUUGAUGAUUUGACAAAACAAAAGGCACAAGAGAAGAAGAUUCAAGAUAUUGCUCAAACACCUCCUAGAAUUCCUUCAUCACCAAAAUUUAAUAUACAAGAGCCAGAUUUCACCAAUAAUAAGCCAGAAGAAAAGCCAGAAAAGAAAUCAGAUAAAAAUCAGAAAAAUCCGGAAUCUGAAGUAUAUUCUUUCGUUUCUGAUUCCGGAUCAGAUGAUCAAAAUAGCAAACCUGAAGUUGCAGAACUUAAAAACUUCAUGCGCGGAUGUUUUGAAAAUAUGAGUCAACAAAUGAACACUAUAUAUAUGGAUCUUCUUUGUAAACUUAAGAAUCUGGACGAUAGAGUAUCAAAAAUUGAAAAAUCACUUGGAACAAAGAAAUAA